Oncorhynchus kisutch (coho salmon) is the source of this 783-nucleotide messenger RNA. RefSeq names its product early nodulin-75-like. The record is from RefSeq and is a predicted model, not a curated record. The transcript has a single exon. Bases 1 to 783 code for a protein of 260 amino acids. Lineage: Eukaryota; Metazoa; Chordata; Actinopteri; Salmoniformes; Salmonidae.
AUGUCAUGGUAUCUCUACGACCUGCCCACCCCCACACUACUACCUCCCCCCACACUGCUCACUCCCACACUGCUCCCUCCCUCCCACACUGCUCCCCCUCCCACACUGCUUCCCCUCCCACACUGCUCCUCCCACAAUGAGCCCCCCCACAAUGCUCCCCCUCCCACACUGCUCCCCCUCCCCCUCCCCCUCCCCCCCUCCCACACUUCUCCUCCCACACUGCGCCCCCCCCACACUGCCUCCCCUCCCACACUGCUCCCCCCCACAAUUCCUCCACUCCCACACUGCUCCCCCUCCCACACUGCUCCUCCCAUACUGCUCCCCCCACACUGCUCCCCCUCCCACACUUCUCCUCCCACACUGACUCCCUCCCACACUGCUCCCCUCCCACACUUCUCCUCCUACACUGCUCCCCCCCACACUGCUCCUCCCACACUGCUCCCCUCCCACACUGCUCCCCUCCCACACUCCCCCCCACACUUUCCCCAGAUACUGCCCCCCUCCACCGCCCCCCCUCCACCGCCCCCCCCCUCCACCGCCCCCCUCCACCGCCCCCCCUCCACCGCCCCCCUCCACCGCCCCCCCUCCACCGCCCACCUCCACCGCCCCCCCCUCCACCGCCCCCCCUCCACCGCCCCCCCUCCACCGCCCCCCCCCUCCACCCCCCCCCCUCCACCGCCCCCCCUCCAACGCCCCCCCCCUCCACCGCCCCCCCUCCACCGCCCCCCCCUCCACCCCCCCCCCCCCCCCCUACACACAGCUACAACAGCACUUUUGUCCUGA